GCUUAUGGUCAGGUUGUUACCCACACUAGCGCGAUAUCGCGCCUACGUUAAUCACGAUGUUUGUGAAAUGUUGAUCCGCGAAAAUGUGUCAUCUUCACUUUUCGGACCUUCGGACCUUUACAAGUGAAACUUAGAAACGUUUAGUGCGACACUUACAAAACUUGUAACCGUUAUAAACAAACUUGUAAAGUGCAAAGUGACAUAUUAAAACAGGAGCUUCAAAGUGACAGUACUCGUUAUUUUCCACAUUUCUUUUUUUUUUUUUUUGUUUAUGUAGAUGAGUGAUAAGAGUGUGUAUAUACUAUAUUGAUAUAUAAACAGUGACUUGUGAGUUGUUUAUAACAUGUACUCAAUCUUCUAGUGUGUGGAGUCGAUGCAUUUUACCGCUGGACUAUAAGAAACAUGUCAUCUAAACGAAAGUCGCCACCGUCGAAAUUGCAAGAGGGUGGAGCAGACAAGCCAGAGGCAGGGCCUGCCAACCUGGACUUCCCAGAGAGUCACGAAUCUGACGACCAGCAGAACUACUACAAAUUCUCCCCCAGCUCCUCAACCAGAAGCUCCAUAAGCGAAGAGGAAACCUACGACGAAGAACGGCCAUCGAAGAAGCAAAGAUUCGAAAAUAUAGACAUGACAAAUAACCUUCUAGUCCCAUCAUCUUUCCUAAGUCUUCACCAAGUCAACGACCUCCAGGCUCGGAGACGAGGUUCCUCCGAAUGCAGCAGUCCAGGUGCUGAUGCGAAGGUUUUAGGACUCUGCAAUAAUAACAAUUCGUUGCUGAAUCACAACAGUGCUUUGUCUUUGAAUCCUCACAAGCGGUCGAUGGAUGAUGUGCUGAAGAGGUUAACGUCGAAGAUGAACAAUAGUACGAUAAAGGAGGAGGACAGAAAGAGGCCGACGCCAUCGACGACGCCGGUGAAGCAGAACAACGAUCGUCGUGGAGUCUUGGACGCGGCGGCUCUUCAGGCGCUGGCUGGCGAAAGUGUGCUGGAGAAAGAGAGACAGCUGUCAGAGAUGAUACUACAACUGCAGAUGGUGAGAGAGCAGCUUCUUGCCCAGCAGGAACAUGCUAAGAACAUAGGCAAUGUCCAAGCCGAGUUGGAACUCCAAAGACUGCAGCAGGAACAACUGCGGAGACAGGAGCUGGUGCGGCGGGGCCAGCACGGAUUGUAUCCAGGCCCUCCGCUGGCGCUGCUGCCACUACUGGAGCAGAUGCGGCCACAGGCGCAGGCGCCUCAGAAUGCAAUGCAACCAUCCCCGUGGCCGGCGACUGCGCAGCUCGCCCAGCUGACGGCGAGCGCGCGCUCGUCCCCUCCCCCCGACCCCGACGCGCCGCUCAACCUGAGCAAGCAGCGCUCACCGUCGCCCGCGCAGCCCUCGAUCAUGCUCCCGCGGUUCGUGCCCUACCCGCCGAUAGAAGAAGGACAGUACUCCAUGCAGAAAGAGGAUGAUUUCAAUGCUGCUUGCAACACAUCAUCAUGGGGCCAGUCGCCUCAAGAGGACUCCGACAAGGCUAAAAUAGUUCGUCAGCCAAAGCGCGAUGAAGCUGGUAAACCCCACAUCAAGCGACCGAUGAACGCUUUCAUGGUAUGGGCCAAGGACGAGCGCAGGAAGAUCCUGAAAGCCUGCCCUGAUAUGCACAACUCCAACAUUUCGAAGAUCCUAGGAGCGAGGUGGAAAUCCAUGUCCAAUUCUGAGAAGCAGCCGUAUUAUGAAGAACAGUCGCGGUUGUCCAAACUGCAUAUGGAAAAGCACCCUGAUUAUAGGUACCGACCUAGACCGAAGCGGACUUGCAUAGUGGACGGCAAGAAGAUGCGAAUAUCAGAGUACAAGAAUCUGAUGCGCACGCGCAGAAACGAGAUGCGGCAGCUAUGGUGCCGGGACGGUGGCAGCGAGCUGGGUUUCCUCCCCACUCUUUCGUCUCCCGGACCAUCCAAUACGUCCCCACCUCCUAAUGGGGGGAACUACAUGAACCCCGCGUUCUCUCCCCCACUUUCACCGAGAGAAGACGAUUGAGGGUCAUUGCGCGGCUGGCCCUACCCGCACGCCGCGCCCCUCUCUCUCCCCCCCUCGCACCACCCCUGGUAAGUUCUAGAACCAUCUAGAACGUUCUCGAGAAUUCCCAAGGCAUAAAGACCCGUGGCAAAAUUCUGAUGGCGAAUCUGUUGUUUUAAGAUUUCAAUUUGGAUGCGAACAUUCUUCUUCAGUCUUAGGGGUCGCCUACGGUUUGAUAUAAUUUAUAGGAAUUAUGGCGACUGAACAUCUAAAAGUUAUCUCAGCCAGUGUCGCGAUCGAUCUCUAAUUUAAUAUUACGAGAUUUAUUCCAUUAGUAAAUUAAGAACUAUAAACGGACUCUUAUAAAAUUCGUCUUGUAAAAGUUAACCCCCUUUGGUAUUUCUAUAGAAAUUCAUGUUUUCGAAAAAGUAGUGGCUUUGGCAUAAAAUUAACCGUUUAUGAAGCAAAUUAGUGCCAAAAGUGUAUUAAACCAAGUAGGUAAUUAGAGGAAAAUGUACAUAAAUAGGUUACAUGGUUUUUCUUCAAUAUUUAAACUGGAUAAACUGAUUAGAUCUGGUAUCUUAGUGUAAAUAAGUAUAAUCCAUUUUGUAGAUACUAUCGAGUUAGAUUUUUGGCUAUUGUUUAUGUAGUGUUAAGAUUCAGAGGUUAGAUUUAGUUAAUAAUAUUGGAGGUACUUUGAAUCUUGACUGUCGUGUGGCCAUGUAUAGGAGGUAAACGUUAGCGGGAAAAUGUAAUUUUUGUAGAAGCUCUUAGCGUAAGCAAUUAAAAUGUAUCAAACCAAAAAUUUGAAGCGGAAUGCUUGAAAAUUUAAGUGUUUUGAACACAUGGGAUGUUUUGUUGAGAUCCAGUGAUAUCUAAAGCAUAAUGUUUGUAAUAAAUGAAUACUCAUAGACGUAGUAGAUAUUGUAUGAAUUAGAUGCUAAAUGUUUCAGUGGGGUUUGCAAGGAACCGCGCCGCGCUUGGCGAUAGUUUUCUGGAAGUCUUCGACCAAUAGCCGUUCGAUGUUUAUCUACGUAUGUGACAUUCGCUGCGUCUAUUAGUUGAAGCUUUCGAUAUAAUUCGCACGUGGCGCGAUGCAGUUUCCGUGCUAAACCCUGUUGGUAUACAAUCAAAUAAUUUAUCAACGUAGAUUGGAUAACGUAACGUAUCAUCACAAUUAUUUAUUUCAAAAAUAUUUAUAGUUCAAUGUUAAUUAUAGAAUAAAAAUAAAGCCCAGUUUGGAAAUAGUUACAUUGGAAAAGAAUUAAAGUUGUCAAUUGGACAUGUUUGUCAAUUCGUUUUUUACAUAAUAUACCUACAGAUUUUGGACUUAAAUACCCACCGACAAAAUUGUGGGGUUAAACAGAUUAUAAAAAAAUAGGUAUUCGCUUUAUUGAACCGUGCAAUUUAAAUAAGUAGAAAAUAGUUUUAAGCUCUCCUGUAGUCCGUACAUAAUAUCUUCAUAAUAAAAUAGCGAAUAGUAAAAAUGUAUAGAAUAUACUACUUUGUAGAAUCAAGCGGUUGUUCGACGUUAAUAUUGCCAUUUUUUUUGUUAUUUAUUUUUCUAAUUAUAUUUGUUUUGUUUCUUUCCCUUCUUUUUGUAAGUCGUAUGCCAGUAAUUUUGACUCGUAGCGCUAAUGUAAACGUAUAUACGAUUCUGUGUAUGUGGAUUUUAAUGUUUAAUUGUUUAAGUAAUGUGUACUAUCUUAGUAGCGGUAAGGGUUUAGACAGUGUCGUUAAAUUAUUUAUUUUUAUGUUGAAUUCCUGUAAAUACACGAUAUUUUGAUGUAACGUUAGUAAUUGUGGUUAUUUAAAGAAUGAUACUUAAACCUGUCUUUUAAGUAUAAUUAUGCUACUUGCAUAGAUCUCGAUCGGAUUUCAGUUUUUUUUCCUUGUUUACUAUGUAUAUUUAAGUACAUUUUUUUUUUUCAUAAAUGUACUAUCUUGCCAUAGUUAGAUCCCAGUACUUAUGUAACUGAAAGCACAAAAUUUUUAAUACUUAUAAAAGUACUUAGUAUACAUAAACUGAAAUGUUGUUAAUUUUUAUAUAGUUUCUUUGAACUAUAUUUUUUCGAUUGAGAUUAAUUUUGUUGAUUUUUCAGAAAGCCAGCAUUGCUUAGCAUUCGAAGUUUCAAAUGUAUAAGUAGCUAGAAUUUAGGUUUUAAUACCUAGUAUAAACCAGGACACAUUAUUUAAAAAUUGUGCCAAAACCCAAAAGUAUAUUAAAAAGUAAAGAAAAAUAA
Pectinophora gossypiella (pink bollworm) is the source of this 4235-nucleotide messenger RNA. RefSeq names its product transcription factor SOX-5 (gene Sox102F). Bases 403 to 2013 code for a protein of 536 amino acids. NCBI's taxonomy places the organism in Eukaryota, Metazoa, Arthropoda, Insecta, Lepidoptera, Gelechiidae. Gene Ontology annotation, cellular component: nucleus. Gene Ontology annotation, molecular function: DNA-binding transcription factor activity, RNA polymerase II-specific; RNA polymerase II cis-regulatory region sequence-specific DNA binding. The transcript is spliced from 7 exons. The record is from RefSeq and is a predicted model, not a curated record. Gene Ontology annotation, biological process: cell fate commitment; regulation of transcription by RNA polymerase II.